AUGGCCUCCACGGCCGCCAUCGCGCCGCUCACCGCGCGCGUCCGCGCCGCCGCCGGCGCGUCCUCUUCGUCGUCCGCGUCCUCCUCCUCCCCGCGCGUCGUCCGCGCGGCGCCGCCGAAACGCGCGUCGUCGCGUCGUCGCGUCCUCCCUCUCCCGUCGUCGUCGUCGUCGUCGUCGUCGUCGCGGAUCGCGAUCGCGACGCGCGCGUCGUCGUCGGAGAUCUCGCUCAUCGCGCAGGUCGCGCUGCGCGACGACUACGACCCGGUCGUCUUCCUCUUCUGCGCGAACGCGCUGUUCCUCUCCGUCGUCAUCAACGUCGUCAACUACGCGCUCGAUCGCGACGACGACGGCAACGUGUCGUGGCCCGAGGGUGGCGCCGAGGUAAUCGCGGCGAGGGUCAAGGCGGGGAUGAUCGACUACUUCGAGACGCCGUUCAAGCAGGGCGGGCUGUUCAAGCCGCCGACGCCGUCGAAAGACCUGGACGCCGCGGUCGAGGAGCUCAUCUUAGCGAAGAGCGCGGCGUACGUCGCGCGAGGGACGGACCUCGCGGAGGAGAAAGCCGCGCGGCUGAGGCGCGUUCUAUGUCCAUCACACACUGGCGUCGGCAACCCGGCCGGGGACGACGGCGAGGUCGGGGGUGCCGCGAAGAAUCCGCGGAUUGAUUUAAAAACGAGCCGAUCGUCGUCGUCGUCGUCGUCGUCGUCGUCGUCGUCGUCGUCGUCGUCGUCGUCGUCGUCGUCGUCGUCGUCGUCGUCGUCGUCGUCGUCGUCGUCGUCGUCGUCGUCGUCGUCGUCGUCGUCGUCGUCGUCGUCGUCGUCGUCGUCGUCGUCGUCGUCGUCGUCGUCGUCCGUUGUCGUCGCCACGGCGAAGUCCGCGAACUUGGAGGAGGACCGCCGGUAUGUCAACGUCACCGGGUUCCCGUUCCCGCUCACGCCGCUGUUCUCGCGCGUCACGACCGUAAAAGAGCUCGUCCCCGGCGAGGUGUGGGCGUUCGAGCAAGAGCAAGGCAUCGGACUCAACCUGGGCGUCUCCACUAACGUGCGAAUGACCGUCGUGAAGCUGCGGAACGGCGAUCUGUGGAUCCACGAUCCGAUCGCGCCGACGAGGGAGUGCGUCGAGGCGGUCGAGGCGAUCAGAGCGCGGACCGGCGGCGACGUGAAGUACGUCGUGUUGGCGACGACGCAGGCGCGUUCUGUUGUUAUCACGCUGUACGAGCACAAGGUGUUUUGCGGGCCGUUUUCGCGCAAGUUUCCGCGCGCCGAAGUGUGGAUCUCGCCCGGGCAGUUUUCCUUCCCGGUGAACCUCCCGAGCGAGUUUUUCGGCAUCUUCCCGACGGGCGAGCUCGCGUCGGACGCGGACGCGACGAUGCCGUGGGCGGACGAGAUCGAGACGAAGCUGUUAGUCCUUCCGUCGUUGUUUUGGGGUUGUUACACCUACGCGGAGGCGGCGUUUUAUCACCGAGACACCGCGUCUGUCCUCGUCACCGACGCGGCGGUGUACGUCGACGACGCGCCCCCGGACGUGAUCCCGCGCGACGCUCUCGUGGACCUCGGCGCGGAGGACGGGUUCACGAUGAGGCUUCUUCGGUUCGGUGACUACCGAGGCGGGCGGAAUCUCCCGGGCGCCGGCGGCGACAGAGACGUCGACGCGGACGGGUGCGUCGAGAUCGGGUGGCGGCGGAUGGCGCUGUUCUCGCUGUUCAUCGCUCCGGACGCGAAGAACAUUCUGAACCCGUACGCGUCGUUCGACGGUCUGAAGAACAAGUUCGUCGUGUCCCCGAUCGUGUACGCGGUCGUGUUUCAGUUCUUUCGCGGACGCGUCGCCGAGUGGGCGUUCGAAAUCGGGGACGAGUGGAAAGACGCGAGACGCGUCGUGUCCGGGCACUUUCCCGUGUGCGAGAGAGACGGCGCGGUCGAGGCGUUCGCGGACGCCUUUCGGUGGGCGAAGACGAAGGAGGAGCCGCCGGAGGAGUACGUCGAUCUGGAGGACUUGGACUCGUUGAACGUCGUCGUCGGGAUAUUACGCGCGAUCAAGGCGGUGCCGCCGAAGUGA
Molecule: messenger RNA, 2052 nt
Organism: Micromonas pusilla CCMP1545
Lineage: Eukaryota; Viridiplantae; Chlorophyta; Mamiellophyceae; Mamiellales; Mamiellaceae
Exons: 4
Coding region: 1-2052 (683 amino acids)
Source: RefSeq, a predicted model, not a curated record